AUGACAUCAAAGCUCGUUUAUCUGGUGGCUGUGCAGAUGAGCACUGGAAAGAAUACCCACUUGGACGCGACGACUGGAAGAUCCUGCAUAGUUUCCUUGACAACAGUGGUUGGAAAGUGCGGCUCCGGCGUCUACAGGUUUGACUAUUUUUCCCGAAUUGCAAUCUUUGUCCACCGUGUGCCUUCUUCCGCCCACGCAGCCUUCCUCUAUGAGUUCUACUUCCAGCUUCGGUCCAAGCUGAACCGCCUUUGCGCGGGUGACCAGGAGCGCGAACAGUUUGGGGCGCAGAUCAUAGCCCAUGGGAGUGCCGAUGUGGUUGGGAGGACGACCUUCGACAAACAUCAACCUGAUAACUACAUCACUCACCGGGCUGCACCAACCUGUGGUCUCUUUCUGGAGUUCGCCUGCUCACAACAUCGCAAUAGGCUACCGGAACUGGCCGAGUUCUAUCUAUUGGAAGCUAAGCGAUUGACUCAGAUGGUGAUUGACAUCGAUUGUGACUCCCUUCGAACAAAGAAAGUGACUCUCCACACUUGGAGACGCGGCAGUGAAGAUCAUAGUGAUACUAACAGCGGUCUCAUUGAAUACUCUCAGGAACUUCGAUCGGAGAAUAGUGUGCGUGUCUCGGGGCCUCCCUUGAGAAUAUCAGUGUCCGACAUAGUCCCUCGGGAGCAUGUCCCGCUCUCACUGCACAAUGCGACCAUUGACUUCUCGGUUGACGAGCUUUGCGGGAUUUUGGAGACGGCAGAAGACCAAAAGACAUUGGUGAAAGCUGCCGAGGGCGAGGGUGGACAUCAAUGA
This is a messenger RNA of Fonsecaea monophora, 801 nucleotides long. RefSeq lists its product as hypothetical. NCBI's taxonomy places the organism in Eukaryota, Fungi, Ascomycota, Eurotiomycetes, Chaetothyriales, Herpotrichiellaceae. The transcript has 3 exons. The record is from RefSeq and is a predicted model, not a curated record. The coding region runs from base 1 to 801 and encodes 266 amino acids.